Molecule: messenger RNA, 1829 nt
Organism: Cotesia glomerata
Lineage: Eukaryota; Metazoa; Arthropoda; Insecta; Hymenoptera; Braconidae
Product: DNA-directed primase/polymerase protein-like
Exons: 3
Coding region: 222-1628 (468 amino acids)
Biological process (GO): response to UV; error-prone translesion synthesis; replication fork processing
Cellular component (GO): nucleus; mitochondrial matrix
Molecular function (GO): DNA-directed DNA polymerase activity; chromatin binding
Source: RefSeq, a predicted model, not a curated record
UAGAUUAAAAAAAGGAGCAGGCUCGUGCUUGUUUACUUUACAAUUACAAGUAAAAAAAAAACUGCGUGUUGAGCGUGUACAUAAUUUUGGCGCGACGUUAAUCACAUGUUACUUUUGAGAAAUUUUAUCUAAAAAAAAAAAUAAAUAAACAAAAGCUAUUUAUUAGUUGAUAAAGUAAAAAGUAAGUGUUAAUGUUAAUAAAUUUGAAAUAAAAAUAAAUAAUGUCACAAAAAAACUCAAAACUGAGCCCGAUACCGGCGACGAAGUUUUACGGCGCAUGCAGCCAGGUGAGGAAAAAAAUCCAGGAUAUCGAGGAACGCAACAAGAGUUAUCAUUUGAUGACUUUUGGAACACAAGAACGUAUGCCGCAAAGUUUGUUGGGACCGACGCAAGACUGGGCUGAAUUUUACCGCCAAGCAGAAGCUCUUCAGUUAGCGGAUGCUAAAUCAACAAGUAUUAAUAUUCUUCUGACAUUUGUUUAUGAGCAACCAAAUGGCCGUCGUAAAUUUAUUGUUGCACAUCCUGAAGUUUAUUGGUGGUAUUUCAACCGCACACUGCCUGAAAGGAGAUGUAGUUAUGAGGUGAUCCCAGAAGGAAGUCCCUGCUGCCUGUACCUGGACUUGGAAUUCCAAACAGACCUGAACCCAGAGCACAACGGGCCCCGAAUGACUCAGACCCUGAUCGACAUCUUGAUCGCGUUCUUCCAUAAGCACUGGGAGCUGUCAGUGACCAAGAAGAACGUCUUGAACCUGGACUCGACCACCAAAGUAAAAUUCAGCCGGCACUUGAUAUUCCGGCUGAAAGACGUGGCCUUCCACGACAACAUAAACGCAGGUCGUUUCAUGAAGUCGAUUUGCGCUGAAAUAGAGGACUACAUAAACACCGACGGAGUUCCGUUCCACGACGUGCUGAGCUACUUCAAGCGCGAGGAAUUGGAAGAACUGUUCAUAGAAACGGGAAAGCGGCGAAAAUUGUUCAUCGACACCUCGGUCUACUCGCGCAACCGACACUUUCGCAUCUACAAGGCUACUAAAUGGGGAAAAAUGUCUCAUUUGGUGAGAGCCAAGGACUGCAAAUUCAAGCCGAUCACCGAAAAUCGCGACAAAGAGCUUGAAAUAUUUUUAGAGAGUCUGGUUAGUUAUUUCCCGGACAAGGAUAAUCUUCAGCUGCUCGAGCUCAGUGAUGAUAUUGUUGCUGAUUUAACCAAGUAUGACAGCACGCAGUUUAGAAGUUUCACACAAGCUUCUCGGGAGCAGUACCAAUCCUCGCCUUAUCCGGCGAUUGAUAAAUUUAUUAUGGGCAUUGUUAAGCCAGGAACAAUUAGAGUUUCUAAGUAUUUUGAUGAUAGGAAGAUCAUCACGUAUGAAAUAAUUGGCAACAGGUACUGCGCCAAUGUCGGAAGACAGCAUAAGAGCAAUAACGUUUACUGGAUCGCGGAUUUAAAAAGUAAAAUCGCGUAUCAAAAAUGUCACGAUCAAGAAGACUGCGCGGAUUUUCGGUCUAAGCCGAUAAUGUUUCCCGAUGAACUAACGUUUAUUAUUGACGAGGAAGACGAUGACAUUUUCUUUAGUGUUGAUGUAAGUUGCUUUGAUGAUUCUAAUUCCUCCGAUCAUAAUCAAAGUUUGUGAUACGUUUAUUAUUCAUUUGUAUUAAGAUAAACUGUUGAGAAUUUAAUAUCUUUUGAUACUACGGGUUCAUAUCAAGUAUUUUUAUUAUACUUGGAAUUGUUUAAUGUUAUUGUUAGAUAACCGAGUCGGUUUGUAAUUUAUAUGAAAUUUUAUAGAAAUUUCAAUGGAUUUAAAUAUUUGUAAUUAUUUAUACACUUUUUU